AUGAUUUCCAUAUCGACACUUCUGCCGGCCUCGUUUCUUCUAGCUGGCGGCCUAGUGGCUGCCCAGUCAGAGAAUAUCGAAGCAGAGCUCUUCAAGCCAACAAGAUAUAUUGUUGAAUUUUCCGAUGCUGGCUCAGCAAAGUUCAGGAAACGAGAUGGGGAGAGUGACGGGGGUGUCAAUGCAGAACCAGCCAUUACCUUCAACUCUGAACUGUUCCAUGGCGCCUCCUUUGAGAUCACCAACGCUACGGAUCAGGCCAUAGCUGACAUCCUGAACCUCCCCGAGGUAGGGAGAUUGUGGCCAGCAGCGUACAUGACACUUGAUGCCGAGUCCCAAGGCUUCCUACAGGACUCGGAAGCCCUUGCUGCCUGGGAUCCUCAUAAAGAAACCAAUGUGUCCCAAGUUCACGCCCUAGGCCACAAGGGUGAAGGUGUCGUCGUCGGCAUCGUGGACACGGGCGCCGAUUACACCCACCCCGCUCUGGGAGGCGGCCUCGGUGCCGGCUUCAAGAUCGAUGGCGGUUGGGAUUUCAUAGGCAAUUCACCGGAUGUCAUGGACUGCAAUGGCCAUGGAACCCACGUUGCCGGCAUUAUCGGUGCUGAUGAUAAGUAUGUUCAAGGCGUUGCGCCCAAGGCCACGCUCCGCCCAUACAAAGUUUUCGAUUGCUCGGGCGGUGCAACCGAGGAUACUGCCAUGGCGGCAUUUAUCCGGGCAUAUGAGGAGGGUGCAGAUGUAAUCAAUGGCUCUCUGGGAGCAGACCGAGGAUUCCCAGAUGGGGCAAUCGCUGUAUUGCUUUCAAGGAUCCAAGAACAAGGUGUUCUUAUCGUCGUCGCGGCGGGGAACUCGGGUGCACAAGGUAUGUUGAUGGAAGUCAAGCCAGAUGAAGAGGCACAGUUCGCUAACUGGUGUGAUUGUCUGGCAGGGCCUUUUUACACUACGAACCUGGGAAACAACUUUGGCGGCCUCACCAUUGGCAGUGUUGAACAUGACACUCUGAUUGCGUACAUGGUUACUGCCUACUCCUCGAGCGGGGAAUCCAGAACUUUUGCCUAUACCAGCAACGAUGGUCGACCAUUCAACAGGACCGGAAAUGUCACUGCCUCAUGGCUGGAUGCAGACACACGUACAUUCAACCCUUGCCUUCAAUGGACGGCGCCGUCCCCAAUUCCAGACGAUAAUCUUAUCGUUUUGCCCUGGCAGAGCCAUGAUAACAUCCUCAACGAUAGAGCUGACUGGGCAUUUUGGUACAACCUAAAGGAUGCUGAGUACGAAGUGCCUACCCGCCUAAUAUACGAUCCCUCAGUCCAGCCCGUAGGCACGGCCUUGAUUAGUUACGAAGACGGCGACUGGUUGGUCACCCAACACGAGAACGGUUACGAUGUUACCUACAGUUUCGACCCUGACAGCUCUCCGGUGGCUGCUGAGAGACCAAGCUGGGCAGGCGGUAGACUGAACAAUUGGAGUUCAUGGGGUCCUACCAUCGAUGGGCGAACGAAGCCUGAGGUCGUUGCGCCAGGUGGUACGAUCUACAACACUGCUGCGGGCGGCGGCUGGGUCACGUAUUCCGGAACAAGCAUGGCUUCUCCAUAUGCUGCUGGUCUCGGUGCUCUUGUUCUUGGUGUACACGGCACACGCGCGGAGAACUCUGACGCAGCUGCUUCCGCUCGUCGUCGGAUAAUCGCUAGCACUAGAUCGAUCAAAAAUCCAGACGGAUCUGGUGCACCUGCGUCAGUUGGCCAGCAGGGCGCGGGUCUUGUCGAUGGACUUAAGGCAGUGCUCUACUCGACUACUGUCAACCCGUCAUACAUCCAACUCAACGAUACGGAUAAUUUCAAGUCUACCAAUGAGAUACAGAUUACCAACAAUGGAGACGAGCAGGUCACAUAUAAGCUUAUCCACAGCACUGAGCCAACGUAUUUCCCCCGAAACGCUGAAAGUGGCCUUUUCAUCCUAUCGCCACCCCAUUCCACUGAGAGUGGCGACCUGGCCAGUGUCAAGCUCUCAGUAGAGGAGGUUACCAUUGCUGCUGGUGAGACUGUGAACGUUGAGGUUCACUUUACCGAGCCUUCUGCAAGCGACAACAGCACGUUCCCAAUAUAUGGGGGUGCCAUUGUUAUAUCUGGAAACAAUGACGAGACCGUCCGAGUAUCUUACCUGGGUCUCAAAGGUUCCAUCAACAACUUCCCCCACUUUGGUGGUAUCAGCCCACCGUUCCUGGAUCCUGACGGCCAGGCCAUGACAGAAGGAAAGACCUACUCCUUCAAUGAGCAAAACGUCCCUUACCUGCCAUUCGUGAUCGCUUGGUCAACAAAAGAGUUCAGUUUUGAUUUUGUCGGCAAAGACUGGUCGCCUGAGGACUGGACCUGGCCACUUGUCCCCGGAGAGAAGAAUUUCUUCGGCAGCUUCCGGACUGUUGGUGACGGAGACGACUUCGUGGUCGCUGACUUCCCCGUCGUGAACUUUCCACGGCUAAGCAGAGAAUUCCACGCCAGACCAUCCGGUACAUUCUCAUGGGGCGGGGAGCUCGUGGAUGGCGAGUAUAGGUAUCUCAGGAGGUCUUUGAAGACCUUUGGGGACCCGAACAAGAUCGAGGAUUGGCAGUGGGAUUUGUCGCCGUGGUUUGGCGUGCAGCGCGGCGCUUGA
Molecule: messenger RNA, 2643 nt
Organism: Clonostachys rhizophaga
Lineage: Eukaryota; Fungi; Ascomycota; Sordariomycetes; Hypocreales; Bionectriaceae
Source: the annotation of a GenBank genome assembly